Molecule: messenger RNA, 8410 nt
Organism: Alligator mississippiensis (American alligator)
Lineage: Eukaryota; Metazoa; Chordata; Crocodylia; Alligatoridae
Gene: RREB1
Product: ras responsive element binding protein 1
Exons: 11
Coding region: 16-5256 (1746 amino acids)
Biological process (GO): regulation of transcription by RNA polymerase II
Cellular component (GO): nucleus
Molecular function (GO): DNA-binding transcription activator activity, RNA polymerase II-specific; RNA polymerase II cis-regulatory region sequence-specific DNA binding
Source: RefSeq, a predicted model, not a curated record
CAAGCUCAGAUCCGGAUGAGCAGUUCACAUUCCAUUACGAAAUUCAACACGGCUUCAGAGCCAGCAGCAGCCUUAGCAGCAGCACCAGAGCUUGCUCACAUACAUACUCCACAACUAUGCGCUUCCCUUUCUCUUGUGGGGAGAAGGAGAAUAUUCCCUCUGUCCCCCAAAAAAGUACUAGAGGGUGCUGUUGAGGAAGAGGCUGAGGAUCCAGACUCUGUUACUAAGCAUACUACACUAAGUGAGGAGAGCAGCAAGCAAGAAGAUAACGUUGUUGUGCAGCAGUCAGGGGGGGAAAAUGAAGUUCCAGAGAGGGAGCCUGAAAGCUUAAACAAUCUCAAGUUAUCGCCUAGUUUACCAAACAGUUUGGAAGGCACGGAUUUAUCCUCCGUUGACGCCAUGAUGUCAGCAGUCAUGAGUGUGGGGAAGAUUGCUGAAAAUGGUGGGAACUCUCAGAACAUCAAAUCGCCAUCAAAGUCUCCUGCACCAAACCGGAUUGGCAGGAGGAACCAGGAAACAAAAGAAGAGAAGUCUUCCUAUACCUGUCCCCUGUGUGAAAAGAUUUGCACUACACAGCAUCAGCUAACUAUGCACAUUCGUCAGCAUAACACUGACACUGGAGGAGCAGACCAUUCCUGCAGCAUCUGUGGAAAGUCUCUGAGCUCAGCAAGCUCCCUUGAUCGCCACAUGCUUGUCCACUCAGGUGAAAGACCUUAUAAAUGUUCAGUAUGUGGACAGUCCUUUACCACCAAUGGAAACAUGCACAGACAUAUGAAGAUUCAUGAGAAAGAUCCAAAUGGUGCUGCGAGUACGACUCCCCCAUCUCCUCUGAAGCGCAGACGGCUGUCAUCUAAAAGGAAACUUAGUCAAGAGGCUGAGACAGACAGGGAGGAACGGACCCCUGCAAAAAAGGUUGUUGAGGAAGCUCAGUCCAGUGAAGUGGAGAAGAAGACUGAGGAAGAAGUUUAUCAUUGUCCAGUGUGUUUCAAAGAAUUUGUAUGCAAGUAUGGGCUGGAGACCCACAUGGAGACGCAUCCAGAUAACUCACUGAGGUGUGACAUUUGUUGCAUUACCUUUCGUACUCAUCGGGGUUUGCUGCGUCAUAAUGCAGUUAUUCACAAACAACUUCCGAGAGACCUAUCCGGAAAGCCUUUUAUUCAGAACAAUCCUUCAAUUCCAGCAGGCUUCCAUGACUUGGGAUUCACAGACUUCUCCUGUAGGAAAUUCCCCCGCAUUUCUCAGGUCUGGUGUGAAACGAAUCUGCGAAGAUGCAUCAGUGAAUUUCAUCGAUAUAUUUGCGAGACUUGUAACAAGGCAUUCCCCAUGCUCCCAGCACUCAAGCUGCACAAAGAAACCCACAUAGCAGAUCAGGGAAAAGAAAAUCACAAGCCAGAGUUGAUGACCCCAGCUAGUGAGAACCCAGACCAGAAAGUCUUCAUGGAGUCCUUGGGCCUACAGUACACCAAAGACAUCAAGCCUGACAAGCAGGAGGAGGAUAUGCAAGAUGAGGUCCAAGAAAUGCGGCUCAGAACACUGAAGAGUAACCUACCUCAGGACCCUGGCAGCACAGGCCUGCUCAGCAUGUCUCCUUUGGAAACCGCUUCCAUGGGAAGUUCGUUUUCAGUCCUUCCGCCUACAAAAGAGAACAUGAAGCUCCUGUCUCUGCAGCCUUUCCAGAAGGGCUUUAUCAUUCAGCCUGACAGCAGUAUUGUGGUAAAACCCAUUUCCAACGAAUCUGCUAUUGAACUGGCUGACAUUCAGCAGAUUUUGAAGAUGGCUUCUUCAGCUCCUCCUCAGAUAAGUCUUCCGCCACUUUCUAAGGCACCAUCUGCCCCUGGGCAGUCUAUUUUCAAGCAUAUGCCGCCACUGAAGCCAAAGCCCUUGGUAACUCCGCGAACAGUUGUUGCAACCUCUACACCUCCUCCACUGAUCAGCGCACAGCAAGCCUCGCCAGGGUGCAUCAGUCCAAGCCUUCCCCCGCCACCUCUGAGGCUGAUCAAAAACUCUGUGGAGUCUGCUUCCAACUUUCACCUGACACAGUCUAAAUUGGGAACCAAAUCUAUUUCUUCUCAGUUGCUCCUCCAGUCCAAGGCAGAGUCUUUAAGUCAACAUGAGCUGAAAACACAGCUGGAACAAGACAGUAUCAUAGAAGCCCUUUUGCCUUUGAACAUGGAUGCCAAGAUCAAGCAAGAGGUAACUGAAGGGGACCUCAAGGCCAUCAUUGCAGGGACAGCAAACAAGAAGGCACCAACAAUGAGGAAAGUCUUGUAUCCGUGCCGCUUCUGUGACCAGGUGUUUGCCUUCUCAGGGGUGCUGAGGGCUCAUAUUCGGUCUCACUUGGGCAUCUCCCCUUACCAGUGCAACAUCUGUGAUUACAUCGCUGCUGAUAAGGCAGCGCUGAUUCGGCACCUGCGGACGCAUAGUGGGGAGAGACCUUACAUCUGUAAGAUUUGUCACUACCCCUUCACAGUGAAAGCCAAUUGUGAGAGGCACCUGCGCAAGAAGCACCUCAAGGUGACCAGGAAGGACAUAGAAAAGAACAUUGAGUACGUCACCAGCAAUGCGGCAGAGAUGGUGGAUGCUUUUUGUUCUCCGGACACUGUGUGCAAAUUCUGUGGUGAGGACCUGAAGCACUAUCGUGCUCUCCGCAUCCACAUGAGAACUCACAGUGGCUGCCAGAAGAAGAAGCCAUUUGAGUGCAAGGAGUGUGGCACAGCCUUCUCUGCCAAGCGAAAUUGCAUCCACCACAUCCUCAAGCAACACUUGCACGUGCAAGAGAAGGAGAUCGAGAACUACAUCCUGGCUGUCGACUACAGCCCUCAGGAGAACCAGGCAGACCCUCCUUUACUGGAGGACAGCACUUACCUGGACUGCAAACCUAUCGCACCAUUCCUGGAACCACAAAAUGGCUUUUUGCUGGGAGCCCCAUCGCAUGUUCCAGUCAAACUUGAGCCUGCAAGUACCUUCCCGAUGGAUUUCGAUGAGCCCUUAGACUUUUCUCAGAAGAACAAAAACUUGAGCGCAGUGCAGGUGAAGCAGGAGAACUUGUUCAGCACCUCCCCUUUGUCUCUCUAUGAUUGUUCCAUGGAGCCCAUAGACCUGUCAAUUCCCAAAGCCGUAAAGAAAGAUAAAGAUGAUGUCCCCAGUGAAGCCAAGAAACAAGAGCAGGCUUCUUUUGGGAACAGCGACACACCCUAUAACUGUCAGCAGUGCCCUCCGGCUGUCAGUGCCAACGGGAACGUAGAGAACAGAGCGCUCAAACAUUCCCAGCCACUGAAGGGUCCAUUGCAUUUGACUGUCCCAAUCAUUUCCCCAGCUCUUCUUGGCAACUCUGCCUUGCUGCGACCCUUGAGGCCUAAGCCGCCACCUCUUUUGCCAAAGCCUCCUGCAACUAAAGAGUUGCCGCCACUGGCUUCCAUCGCACAGAUCAUUUCUUCUGUGUCUUCUGCUCCUGCUUUGCUGAAAACGGAGGUUACAGACACCAGUCCCAAAGCAGCAAGCAGCUCUACUGGGUCUGAUAAAUCAGGGAACUCCAAACCAAAAGCGACCAUGAUGACGGGCAUCCAGAAAGACUCCAGCAUUCCUAGUGACCUUACGCAGAAAGCGUAUGAUCCAAAUAGUCUAGAGAAGUCUGAAAGUGCCGACGCUGGCUUGGCUAAAAAAAGGGGUAGGAAGAAAGGAACAAAAAACAAGCCUAAAGUGAGUGGUGCUGUGGACUUAGAGUCAAGUGGGGAGUUUGCUAGCAUAGAGAAGAUGCUGGCUACCACAGACACUAAUAAAUUUAGCCCAUUUCUGCAGUCCACGGAUGAUUUCAAAGAAGUUGACAGAAAUGGAACAAGUGAAGAUGAGAAGGAAAUGGCGGAGGAGAAACUGCUGAGAGGAAAAAGGAAUGCUUAUUUGAAUUGCCUGCAAAAGAUCAUCUGUCCUCACUGUCCCCAGGUUUUUCCAUGGGCAAGUUCCCUGCAACGACACAUGCUCACUCACACAGACAACCAGUUGGACCUGGAGGCUUUAGCUGCAACAAAUGAGGUGCUGGACCUGACUUCCUGUGAGAGAGAUCGACCAGAGGAAGAAACAGAGCUACCAGAAAAUGAAUGCAGUCCCAAAGAGGAGCAAAAGUCUGACUCAUCCCCAGGAGAAGAGGGUGCACAAGAAAAAUCAGAUGAGUAUGAAGAGGGGCCGGAGGAAGACUCUGUAAGUAACAGAAGCCUCGAUCUCAAUUUUGCCAGCAAGCUGAUGGAUUUUAAACUGGCAGAGAGUGACCAGAGUGCAGGCAGCAGCUCUCAGACUGAAAAGAAACAUGCCUGUGAUGUUUGUGGAAAAUCUUUCAAGUUUGCUGGCACUCUUGGCCGGCACAAAAAGGCUCAUACUCAUGAGGAUCGAAAAGAUGAAAAGAGCAGCGAGGAUGAAAGCAGAAGUGUUCAAGAUGAAGCCGGAGUUCCCCCAGGACUGGACUCCACUCUUGACCAGGAAGAGCCCCCGAUGGACUUAAAGGUGGUAGAAUCUCCAGUGGACUGUGAGGCACCAGCAAAGGAAAAUGAAGAGAGUGAAAGCGUCUCUGAGGGAGAGAGCGCAGGGAGAAAGUCCACUGAGAAGAGUGAUGAUGACAAAAAACCAAAGACCGAUGGGGCUAAGAGUACCACAAAAGCAGACAAAAGGAAGAAAGUCUGUACUGUGUGCAACAAGCGGUUUUGGUCUUUGCAAGACUUGACACGACACAUGAGGUCUCAUACAGGGGAGAGACCGUACAAGUGUCAGACCUGUGAACGGACCUUCACUCUGAAACACAGUCUGGUUCGUCACCAGCGCAUACACCAGAAGAUCAAGAAUGCCAGGAACCAUGGCAAGGAGAGUGACAAAGAAGAAAGCCAGUCUCGGUGUGAAGAAGACAGUGAGAAUGAGUCUAGCCACAGUGGCACUAACCCCAUCUCAGAAAAUGAGUGCGACUCCGUUGCAGGCCUUGGUGACUCUUCAUCUGUCCCUAGAAGCCGAAAAGAAAGUCAGGCCAAUGCAGCGAAGGAAUCUUUUUGCAAAGAGGAGAGAAGCAGUGGACGAAUAACCAGCACUUGCCUUGCAGAGUCCAGCAAGAAUGCACAGAAACAGAUCCCGAAAGAUCAGGAAUCACGGGGGAACUCUGAUCACGAGAGACCUUCGGGUUUCAUUCAGGACUUGCUGGAGAUGCACAAUAAAAAAUCUCCGAUGAAUCACAUUCUUGCCUCUGCAGACAGUGCACCUCAGCUUUUGGGAGUUGAAUGACUUGCUAUGAAAUUGGACCUAUCCCAGCACACAAACUAAAGCCAGCAGAGCAAGUUUUUUUGGAGUGGUUUGUAAGAGUGCCCUUCAGAUGUGGGAGAGUUAUGGCAGACUGGAGUCUGUGCCAUAUGCCUUUCAGUAUAAUAAUGCAAGAGACUACAGUAUAUACUGAUUUGAGUGCCUUACUACUUUAUUAGAUCUUUUGGUAUGAUAGAAUUUUUUCAAAAAUGAUUUUUUAAUAUUUUAAUGAAUUAUUUGGAGAGGACCCUUUUCAUUUAAGCAUUAAUAUUACCUUUUGUAUUGGUGUGUGUGAACUUGUUCCUGUAUAUCUGUGAGAGUCGCUGUGUUUUGUUCUCUGAGCUGGAAAUGGGGGCAGUGGGUAGGGAAGCCCUUGGAUACUGCAGCCAAUAACUGGAAGAAAAUUAUGUGAAUUUCAUACAAAUUAAUCAGAGGAAAUAUAGAUGAGACAUUGAGAUCUUUUUUUUUCCUCAGUUGAUGUUCUUGCAUUUGCCACAUGGUGGAGCAUUAAUCCAGUUCCAGAUGUUAACGACAGGGCAGUUGAAGGUGUUCAAAGUGGUUCAAGCCAAAAGCAGGAAACAGUUUCAAUCUCAUACUUGUUUCCACUUUUCAGCAUUAGAAAUGGUAUUCUAGUAACUAGGGUUGUUUUUUUUUUUCCCCUGGCCAUUGUGGACUGAGUAUACAGAGAAGAGUUACAUAGCAACUUAACCUAUGGAAAUUACGCACCAGCUGUUAUAUAUGUUUGAUUUGCUUCGGUAUAUUAUUAUUAUUAUUAUUUUAUUGUUAUUUUAUAAAUUCAUCAGUUUGCUCGUCUCUGCAGUCAGCAGAAACCAAUGGGCAAUAUUUGCCCACGGAGAUCUACAAUGCAGCUUGGAAGCCCCGUUUAAAUGUUUUUGACUCAAGUUUUCACCAGCUCCUCUCUCACGUCGCAGCUCUUUUACUGUACUUCAAAUGAAACCCUUCCUCUGACUGGAGAAUCCAAUGGAGGCCAGCAAGUUAUCAUCCAAAAUGUGCAGGGGAACAUCUCACUAGUGGUGGGUGGGUGGGUGGGUGGGUGUGUGUCUGUCCGUGUGUGUGCGCGUGUAUGAGAGUGAGAGAGAGAAAUGGAGAGAGAACGGAGGGAAGGAGAGCAUGCGGGGGAAGGGAGUUGUGAAAAAACCUUCCAAGUGCAUGAGAUAGGCACUGCAAAUACAAUAUGCAUUUUGUGGAGAUUGCAUCAGUGAUGACACUUGUUACUAAAGAGCAAAGUCAUUCAGUCUUCCAGUCAAAAGAAAGCAAGAAAGAAAUGCGAGCCGUACCGUGAUCUUGCUUGCCGUCAUGUUCUAAAGCAAGAAAAUACUACUGGUAAUAAAGCUACAAAUAUAUGUUAAAAAUGAAAUGAAAUAAAAUCAAUUACAUAAUUAAAAAAACAAACAAACCUUUUCUUCCUGAGAUUUUGGGGUUGAUGCUUGAAGACUAAGGCAUGUGUCUACAUUUCAUAUCAGUAAACUAACCCCUUGAAAUGCUGAGCGUUGGAAUUUCUCCGCAGACCUCGAUGUUGCCAGCCACUGGUGAUACUCCAACCACCAGGAUUUAAGGGGUUACGCCAAAUGUCUCCUACUGUAGCUGUGCAUUUUUAGGGAUGCUCAGCGUUUUGUUGUUGUUCUUGUUGUUUUUAUUGCCUCUGGGACAGACAGAGCCAUAGUAUUGCCGGAGCAUCACUGUGCUGUUCCACCCCGUCAGCCUGUUCUCUCACACUGUGAUCCUCCCUUCCCCCUGCAAAACCGCUUUGUUCUACUUUCAUUAGACAAGGAAGAUGUGGGCCUCAGAUCCCUAUCAUAGCUAAUAUAUAUGUAUCUCUCUCUCCCUCUCUCUCUCUGACUUCCCCACAUUUCUAGAGACUGAAAUCCAACUGCCCAGAACUCAAAGGAAGAAAAAUGUUGUUGAAUAAUGUUCUUGCAAAUAGAAUAAGAAAAAAAUGGUUGAGGUAUAUGUGAUUUUAUUUUUUUUUCAACUAGGGAUGUUUGGACCAGUUUUGAAACAAAAUUACUCCAGAUAAAUAAAAUAUCAGAACCAAUGAUUCAUUUAAAACUCUACCCAGGUGCGUCCUAUUUAGUUAAAACCAGUUCACACAUCCCUUAAUUUUUAUUAUAUUAUAAUUAUUAUAAUAAUAAUUAUUAUUAUUUUGGGUAUUUUGGUUUUUUGUUGUUUGUUGGUUUUUUGUUUUUUUUUGGUUUGGUUUGGUUUUUUUGCAACUCUCCACACUAAACUGCGCAAUAUUGUGGGGGAGAAGCCAUUACUAAACUAUAUGCUGCAGAACAUGUAGCAAGUAAUCAAUUCCCAGCAGCCUGCCGGGACAUCUGCUAGCAAUAAUCACUAUUGAUUUAAAGCUUUAUUUAGCCUUUAUCUAUAUCCUAGUAGAGUAUAAGGUCUUGCCACAUUUUAAUGACAUUUUUAUUAGUUGAGUUUGACUGAGAAUUUUUGUUGUUGUUGUUGUUGUUGUUUUUUUCCCCCCAAUAUUAAACUGUGAAAUUUAUAACAUGUUUAAACUAUGGGUGAAUCUUAUGCUUAGUUUGCAUGUUCAGCUAAUUUGUCUCUAUACAUUUUUUUUUUGGUUUGGAUCUUUUUAUUUUCCUCUCUCAGGGCUUUUACAAAAAUGGAUCUUCUGAAAUUCUUAUCUGAGUUGCAAUGGACUUAACAUUGAGAAAGUUCAAUCACUACAUUAAGCACUUGACUGUGAAAGCGCAAAAAAAAUUUUUUUUUAAAUCUAGGCUUAUGGCUAUUCUGAAGUAGCUUUUGGGGCUAUGGGACAGUCUGAUUCCAUUUUCAGAACGAUUCAUAAUUUUCUCUCUCCUUCUGUGUAUGUCUCUUUUCUCUACCCCUCUCUAUUCAAGAAGGAAGUUUAAUUCUAGUGAUUUCAGCCCACGCAGGAAACAAUAAUAAAUGUGUAGAAUUCAUAUUUUUCUAAAGGGAACUUAAACUGCUGCUACAAGUUGUGUACAAGACUGGUUUAUGCCACAUGAACAGAGAAUCACACAUUUGUUUUUGGUACUUUUAUUCCUCUUUUUAUUCAGUUGUACAGUACUUCCAAAUUCAAAAUAAAAGUAAAGCUGUUCUGUAUCAAACCAUCUAAGCAAUAAAAUGUUAUAUUUAAAAAUUA